AUGGUUAAUUCGAAAACGAAUUUACUGACGACUAAACAUGAAAUUGAGACAGGUGACUCAAGCGAAGAAGAUCCUUUUGCUAGUUCUGACUUAGACUUGGAUCCAAUAUACACACCUGGUAGUUCAACUGAAAGUACUUCAGACAGCAGUCAGUCUACAGUAGUGUCCUCUACACAGAACAUCUCGGAGCCAGGUCCUUCUUCAGGCCAGAUUAUAAAUAAUAAUACAGAAACCGUAUCUACAUCUACGUCACGUAAACGCAAAAGGCUUCCAUCAACUUGGAAACGCAAUCAACAAAGGAGCCUCAACUUUCUGGAAAGGAACAUCUUUCUCAAAAAGAGAUUCAAACUGUCUUUAUGUGGUAAGUGCUGUAAGUCUGAAUAUAUUGUAAAUCACAAUUGUGUUAUGGAUACUUAUCCCAUUUGUGAUACUAAGAAAUCCGUUUCUAGCGAGCACGACUGUGGUGAAAACACCGAUGAAGUAGACUUUAGUGAUGGUUCUCCGGAUUUGCAUAAACCAAGCGAUAGCUCAGAGGAAAGCGAUGAAUCUGAUAAUAUGGCCAAUGCUAAAAAAUCAAGAAAUAGCUCAAGAAAACAUAGAACCGCUCAAAAAGAUUUGGCAAAAAAAGCGAUGCCUAUAUUAUCGAAACAGGAGAAUAUAAAAAAGUGCCGUCUGAGGGAAGAGGCUUACAUAAAUAGAUCAGGGAAAGCUAUUGGACAGAAGAGACCGGAAAAUGUAGAUUGCAGCAAGUGCAAAUUUAAAUGUGCAUAUAGUUUCACUGAGGAGCAACGUAUUGCUAUAUGUGCUGAGUACUGGGCUUUUGGAGACACGCAAAAACAGAAACAAAUGUUGUCUUCACUGAUAACAACCAGCGUAGUUGUACGUCGACGGACUCAAGCUACCAAACCAAAGCAACAUUCUUACAAGUACCAUUUAAAAACUUGUGGGGGAAAACUGAUUCGAGUGUGUAUGAAGUUUCUAUGCAAGACAUUAGCAAUAAGUCACCGCAUUAUUGACGACUUACAUACAUUAUUAUCUGCCACAGGAAACUACAUUGGCGUAGAUGGAAGGACUGGUAAAAAACCUGGAAAUAGUACAUCUGACCAUAGUAUCGCUCAAGUUAAGGCACAUAUCGAUUCUUUUCCCCGAUAUUGCCGUCGAGACACGAAAAUGAUUAUACUUAUCAUCGGAUUUAAACAUUUGUAUAAUCCAUCGUUUAUAUCAAGAACAAAAUGUGGGUGCACCGGUGUCCUAUUACGUGUAUAA
Diabrotica balteata is the source of this 1266-nucleotide messenger RNA. NCBI's taxonomy places the organism in Eukaryota, Metazoa, Arthropoda, Insecta, Coleoptera, Chrysomelidae. The record is from the annotation of a GenBank genome assembly.